Darwinula stevensoni is the source of this 1624-nucleotide messenger RNA. The record is from the annotation of a GenBank genome assembly. NCBI's taxonomy places the organism in Eukaryota, Metazoa, Arthropoda, Ostracoda, Podocopida, Darwinulidae.
AUGACCGUGGGGAAGCGGAUUGCACCAGGCGAAAGGGGAUUCGCUUCAGGUCUGACGGACCGUGAAUUUGUGGAGAUGGAGGUGCCGUUCAACGGAGGCCCCCAUUCACAUGCUCAUCGUGGAUCCAUGUCACCCCAUGGAAGUCCAUCUCCCCUUGGCUCCACCGAGGAGUUGACUCCACUCUGCUCUUGCUGCACUCGCUAUUGCCCUUGCCCCUGGCUUGUGUCUCGCAGGCCUAUCAAGGGGAAGGAGAAAUCAGAUGCCAGCGGAGUGGAAGAGUUAAACGAGGUCAAAGUUCGCCUGACCUCUGGAGACAAGAUCGAACCGAGUGAGAUCGGGACAGAAUCCACGGGGAACCCGAACGUCAUGAGGAUAUCCACUCUAUGAGAGGAACAUUAAAAGACGACACUCACUCGCUCUUUUUCUCUCAGACUCGAAAAAGGAAUGAGAGACUGACUGCUUCAAGCGCAUUGAGCUCAAACGACGUAUUCCCCUCUUCUCUCUCUCUCUCUCUCUAUCUCUGUCCAAGGUGCCAAAGUUUGGUGACACCUCUGUGUUUGUCCCUCGAUGAACCCGUUGCUUCGGCAAAAACUCAGCAAAAAUCAUCUCAAACAUCAUCAAGAAUCGUCCGACCAGCACGACAGUGUUCUUCCAUCUGAGAAUAUCUUCCAAUGUUAUCAGUCACAUAUCAGGCGGCACGAGAAAUAGAAAAAGAAGAGGUGUUGCAUAUAUCUGAGAACAUCAAACCCGAUGGUAUUUUUUGUGAUUAUUUAUUUAUUUUGGAGAGGAUCCAUUUUUUUCAUUCAUUCAUUCCUUCCCAGAAUCAUACCACCCUCGAUUGUCAAGUCGUAUGCAUUUUUCCUUGUUGAAGCUGUCUUUGCUUUUCACACGUCUGCAGAAACGGAUAAAGAGUCGUGUUCCAUUUUGUGAUAGCGAACUCUCCAAAAUUGUGAUAAGAAAGUGUAACGAACAUUAUUCGACCGACUCCUCCGUGCAAGCAUGCAAUGGCUCUGACCUCGAUUUCAAAUGACUCCGACUCUUCCAUCCGAAGCUCGUGGAAAACGCCCUAAAAGUGAACCGACCUUUUCAUGGGAAUGCUUAAGAAAUUUCAAUUAACUCGCGAGUCUCAUGGUGACGCCGGAAGUAAUCCCUUUCGUACGUCAUGCCAUGAAAGAAGCCCCUUGAAGUCCAUUGAAAGCGAGUUUAGAGCCAGGAUUCCAAGAAAUGCUGUUAGGUACAAUAAGAUUAUUCUAUUCUCCACAUCUGGUGCUACCUUUACCCCAGUUCACCUCCGCCCUACGCGCUCUUCCCUUCAAGGUCAUCAUUCCCUUUCGGUUUGUCUCAGAGCAGCUCCAGUUUCUCUCCCUCUCUCUCGCUCUCUCACUCUCUCCAUCAAUGACGAUCGUAUGAUUGAGAUUGUUAUUCCAACAUUGUGAUAUGAUAUCUUUUCCUCCUCUCCCCCUCCCUCCUGUUCUAUUACAGAGGUGUUUCAUUCCAAAUGCAAAGAGAUGUUAUGCUUCUUUCUCUUUGCAAUGCCCUUUCGCGUUGAACCUUUUGACCCUUUCCAGUCUGUGUCUCUCUCCACCCCGUUACUUCUCAUAACUCCAUUAUCCAUACGAUACUC